UUUUGGGUGUUGGACGAUAAAUUUUAUACUUUUUUAUUUAUAUUGCUUAAAAAAGUAAUGAAAUGGACCAUAAUAAAACAAAGAAUGCAUCAGAAGGCAUAGCGCCUAUGGGUAUAACAGCCUUAAAUGAAACAGUGCUGAGUGAUCAGCCAGAGUCAAGAUAUGAAUGCCCAGUAUGUCUCAACUGGCUGCGAGACCCUGUUAUCACAACAUGUGGCCAUAAGUUUUGUAAGGGCUGCAUUACUUCAUGGUUACAAAAUAGUGGUCAUUGCCCCAUUGAUAAUAUAAACCUUAGUAUGAAGGUUGAUAUAUUUCCUGACAAUUAUACAAAGAGGGAGAUUCUAGAACAAAGGAUGUCUUGUCCGUUUGCUUCAAAAGGAUGUACAGUAAAAGUGACACCCUUAGACCUAGACGCACACAUAUCCACAUGCGAAUUCAACCAGCCUGAGGCAUCAACGCAACACAAUGUUAAAAUACCCUGUUCAUUCAAAGCUGUUGGUUGCAGUGAAAUGUUUGAUAGCCAGGAAGAUGCCAACACACACAUGCAUAAUGAUGUAUUGAGCCAUAUGAGUUUACUAAUGAAUGCUUAUUCGAAAAUCAAAAUCGACAACGACAUGUCAAACGCAAGCAUGGAUGGAAAAGCGCAAGAGGCUCUCUUGUGGGACCCGCCGGAAAAGGGAAGCGAGGGGACACCUUCCACACCUAUUAAUGAUACGAGUGCGCUUAUAAGAGCCCUCUACGAAAGAGUAGUUGUUUUGGAACAAAGGAACCGUGAACAAGAUAUAGUAAUUGCUAAUAUUUCCAAGCAAUUAUCAGCAUUUGCUGUAGCUAAGAUGAAACAGAACAAUGACAUGCUCCUGCGCUACUGUAUGGGGCAUUAUAUAUGGAAGGUUGAUAACUUUAAAGCAAGAUUGGAUGCUAUGCUCAAGGAUCAUAACAAAAUGUUGUAUAGCCCUGGGUUUUAUACUUCACCAAAUGGAUAUAGAUUCUGCGUCCGUCUCAACAUAUCCCCCCUCAACCCGCUGUGCUUCGCCCUCCACGUGCACCUCAUGAAGACAGAAAACGACGACUAUCUAGACUGGCCUUUCAACGGUCGGAUUUCAUUCGCAAUGAUCAACCAAUAUGACCAUGAAUACACUCAACGAGACACGAUGAUGUCUAAUUCAUCAUUAGUGGCCUUCAGAAAACCAAAUACGGAGAUAUGUGUUCGAGGCUUUGGAUACACGGAAUAUGCUGUGGUCAGUGAUGUAGUGAGAAACGGCUUUGUGAAGGACGAUGUGCUGAUUAUAAAAGUGCAUAUCAAGUGUGUAUGACACGAGGAGUGAUGUUUUUGUUCUAUUUAUUUUGUUUUGUAUUGGGAUUUAUAUUUAUGGUUGUAACUAAUGUUAGGAAGUAGAAAUGUUAUUAGGAUUCUAAUGUCAUAUCUAAAUGCAAUUUUACUAGCUUGUUUUUACAAAUACGAAUAACUUAUUUCUUAGUGCCUUGAGUAAUUGGUGCAGAUACAAAUGUGGUGCAUACAAAAGAACGCAUACGAACAAAAUACAGAUAUUAUAUAUUAUACUAGUUGUUUUUGUCAUAAAAAAAAAUUAAAAAAAAAACUUUUUUUUCAAGAUCGAGUAUAUUUUUACGUAAGUACUUAAUUUCCAAAUAAGUACAAUUCACAAAUAGCUUAUUGGAGGUUAGCUAUCCAAUUUAAAAAUGUGUGUAAAUGAAUAUAACUUUUAUAUAUUUUGAGUUAUCUUAAACAUUCCAAUAUUUUAUAGCAUUCAAUAAAAUGAAAGAUGUGAUGAAGAAUGUGUCAUUUUAGAAUAUUGUGAGACCAAUUUAUCUUUAUAUGAAGUAAUUUACAUUUUACUGUUACUUAAUUAUUUAAUUGAAACUAAGUUAAAAAAUAAUUUUAUAUAUUUCCAAGUCUAUAGAUGUUAAAAUGUUAUGAAAUUCAAUUGUUUAAUUAGAGCUUAAUAUUAUUACCGUCCAUUGUGUAACAUGAUCAGUAUUUAAAUAAUCUCAUUGUAUUUAAGAUUUUAUUGUUAGUUAUUUUAAAUGAGUUAAACAUCAGCUGUAUAAAAAGAAUCUGUUAUUUUGUUAUUUAUAUAUCAAUAAAUCUUUUUAAAGAA
Molecule: messenger RNA, 2117 nt
Organism: Colias croceus (clouded yellow)
Lineage: Eukaryota; Metazoa; Arthropoda; Insecta; Lepidoptera; Pieridae
Product: TNF receptor-associated factor 6-like
Exons: 7
Coding region: 63-1313 (416 amino acids)
Biological process (GO): positive regulation of JNK cascade; regulation of canonical NF-kappaB signal transduction; tumor necrosis factor-mediated signaling pathway
Cellular component (GO): plasma membrane signaling receptor complex
Molecular function (GO): protein binding
Source: RefSeq, a predicted model, not a curated record